This is a messenger RNA of Branchiostoma belcheri (Belcher's lancelet), 3094 nucleotides long. RefSeq names its product nuclear pore complex protein Nup107-like. Gene Ontology annotation, biological process: post-transcriptional tethering of RNA polymerase II gene DNA at nuclear periphery; regulation of DNA-templated transcription; mRNA export from nucleus. Gene Ontology annotation, molecular function: structural constituent of nuclear pore. The record is from RefSeq and is a predicted model, not a curated record. Bases 16 to 2946 code for a protein of 976 amino acids. The transcript is spliced from 18 exons. NCBI's taxonomy places the organism in Eukaryota, Metazoa, Chordata, Leptocardii, Amphioxiformes, Branchiostomatidae. Gene Ontology annotation, cellular component: nuclear pore; nuclear pore outer ring.
GUCUAGUCGUUCAAAAUGGCGGCGGCGGGAAAAGAUUUUCAGUCCGGUCGGAAACCUCCCGGAGAUCGUCUGUCUGCGUCCUUCUCGGACGCCGCAGACUCCACCAUCGGGGUCAUUUGGCAAAUGUCUCAGGAGGGAGCAGAGUUCAACCCAAGCGCCAUGAACGAGGCUUUGGACCAGAGACGGCAGCUCCGUAAGAACUUGAGACCGUCCUUCCCUACCGCUGCCCUCGCGGCGUCACCCGCAGUUCGCCAGGAGGCGGCCAGCAGGACGCUACGCAGGAGAAGCACCAAUGUCGAGAAAUCCCUGCAGCUGCUUGACCAGGCGGUCGGCGGAACGCCCGGCCCGGUCCUGCGGAUGGCGCGGACCCCGGGGAGCCAGCUGCGACACGCCAGCUACACACCGCGCCCGGUCCCGUCCACAUCGCAGUUUGAUGUCAGCAUGUCCCUGGGAAUGACCCCGGCCAAAUCCAUGCCUCUGUCACAGUCCAUGGUCCACACCCCUGCCCAGAGGCCCCCAUCCACCAUGGAGAUGUACACACCGGGUGGGAUGACUGAGGACAUCACAUCCACAAACAUGUCACUCCUGCUGGAGGAGGACCCAGGUCUGGCAGCCUCCUCAGGUGUGUACACAGAGUUCAUGCAGCGCCUGCGUGCCCGACCAACCUCCAAGGAGGUGUUUGAGCUGCUGGACGAGUACCAGCAGGUGUGCUGCGAGCAGGUGUCGCUGCUGAAGAGGAUCGUGAAGAAGGUGACGACGGCGCAGAACAAGUUCCAGCUGACCCUGACGGUCCUGCAGCUGCUGCAGCAGGAGAAGUGCACCUGGAGACUGCUCUUCUCCAUGUACAAGGACAGAAUCCAGUCGGAGUUCUCAGAGUCGGAGGCGAUGAUGACGGACUUGGUGAACAACAACGUGAGCGAGCGGAAGAUCGUGGAGGCGCUGUUUGAACGGGAAGCGUCCACCAGACAGAGUCAGCUGGUCAUCGAUUGGCUGGAGAGGAACGCGGCGGACGAUGUGGUGGACUUUUACGAGAAAGUGGAGUUUUACUCGCAGUCAGUUUGCUGGGAGAACACCCUGCACACGCUGCAGCAGGGCAGUGGCCUGACCCACGGCAGCAGGGCGCUGGUGACAGAGAUGGACCCUGAUGCGCCCAUCAGACAGCAGCGGCCCCUGGCUGACCUGGAUAAGGAGGACGAGGUGCGCCUGCUGAAGUACAUCUUCACCUACCUGCGGGCGGGGCAGCUGGAGGAGGCCCAGAGGUUGUGCAGGAAAUGUGGUCAGUCCUGGCGAGCAGCCACUCUGGAGGGAUGGAGACUGCACCAUGAUCCCAACAUGGGCGGGGGUUCCAGUGAGUUGUCACCCAUAGAAGGGAACCCAAACCGAGAUGUGUGGAAGGCAGUUUGCUGGAGGAUGGCGCAGGACGAACACGUACACCUGUACGAGAGAGCUGUGUAUGCUGCACUCAGCGGCAACCUCAAGGAGCUGCUGCCUGCCUGUGAAUCCUGGGAAGACUGGCUGUGGGCGUACUACAAGGUGAUGGUGGACUCGCGUGUGGAGCAGGAGAUCCGAACGGUGCGCGGAGACCGCCCCAUGGAACCCCUCCCCCCCGCGUACUGGGACAGGGUACUCACACCUGAGGCCAUCUUUAAGGAGCUCCAGUCAUCUCCACAUGAAGGGGUCCAGUCAGAAGCAGAGGAGCCGUUCCACAUCAUCCAGAAAUACAUCAUUCUGGGGGACGUGGACGGGCUGAUAGAGACCAUGAGUGAGUGGAUAAAAGCUGACUCCCCUCCCCACCAGCACCUGGUGCGUUUCAUGGCCCACCUGGUCCUGUUCUUCCGCUCCAUCGGAGUCCACACCAAGGACGAGCUGUGCACCGCUAUUCUGGAGCACUACGUCAGGACCCUGAUGGAGGCAGGUGAGACCCAGCUGGUGGCGUUCUACACGGCGACCCUGCCGCUGGACCGACAGGUGCUGCUGUACGCACACUUCCUGGAGCGCGUGGAGGAACACUCGCAGAGGCAGAUGUGCCUGGAGCUGGCAGAGGAAGCAGGGCUGGACAUCCCCACCAUCACCAAGACGGUGGUGGAGAACAUCCGCACCCACGACCAAGGUGACUUCAAGGUCAGCGCGGAGGUCACCGCCGCCCUGGAGGCCGCCACGUCCGAGGAGGACAGGCGGAAGAUCAGGGCCAUCGAUUGGCUGGUGUUUGACGAAUCGCAGCGGGCGGAGGCCCUGAAGCAGAGUAACGCUGUGAUGCGGACCUUCCUGGCCAUGAAGAAACACGCGGCAGCAAAGGAAGUGUUUGAGAAGAUCCCCUCAGGGUCUGUGGACGUCAUCAACAGGCAGUGGCAGAUACAGAACGGUAGUGCACCACUUCCCGCUGAAGACGAUAACGCCAUCAGGGAGUACAUCUGCAUACAGACAUUCCUCAUGGCACACGACGCCUUCAACGACUGGUUCACUCACUUCCACCACAACAAACCACACAGACCCAAACUACAGGAGGGGGCAAACUUCACAGAGAAGGUGAAACAUGAGCACAGAGAGCAGGAGUAUGAGGUGGAGGUGAGCAGGUGGCACCACUCCCUGUCCCUGCAGACAGACGACGUCGUCAGUAAGAUCUACAAUGUGCUGCUGUUCCCUGAUGGCUGGAUGGUCGACCAGAGAAUGGAGAGUGAUGAGGACGAGGGUCGGACCCACCAGCUGGACCUGCUGCGGCAGCUGUGCCUGCCCACCAUGGCCCUCCUGCUGCACACCGUCCUGCACGAGACACGCCGCUACGCUGACUGCAUGGUGCUCGCAGACAUCAUCGCAUCAGAACAGCAUCAGCUCUACACGGUGUUCAGGAGAGAUGAGCUGCAGAGGUUUCUGCAGAAGCUGCGAGACUCCUCCAUCCAGCUGCUGGACCAGAACCUCGACCCACUAGGGUAUCAGGUGUCUUCUUAAAACAGCCGAUCAGACGCCACUGUAUAUGUUUCUCCCAACAUUUAAUAAAGCAUUCCUUUCUAAUAUCUCGAGGUAAAAGUGUCAUAGUUUGUAAGCCUUCAUUUACAAGGGUACUGAAGAGAAUUGAAAUAAAACAUUUACAUAGAAA